AGAGUCAUACAUUACACAAAAGACUUAUCCUCACAUCUGCCACUGCAUUGGCCUUCAAAUCUCUACCACCAAUCUAUAAUCCAGAACCAACCAAAAAAGAUCCCAUUUUUCACAAAUUUUCUCAAUCUUCACUACGACCCCAUAAAACAUCACACUUGCUUCUCUUUAUCUCUUCUUGCCUAUUCUUCUUCUUCUUCUGCAGCAUUAACACAACAACCAUGGCUGCAGCUGUAACUGCUGCUGUCUCAUUCCCAUCCUCCAAGUCCUCCUCUCUUCCCAGCAGGACCUCUAUAAUCUCACCUGAUAGAAUCACCCUCAAGAAGGUUCCUUUGUACUACAGAGAUGCCUCUGCUAGUGGGAGAGUGGUUUCCAUCAGAGCCCAGGUCACCACCACUGAGGCUGCUCCUCCUGCCAAGGUUGUGAAGGAAUCCAAGAAGCAAGAUGAAGGUGUGGUUGUUAACAAAUACAAGCCCAAAAAUCCCUACACUGCCAGAGUCCUUCUCAACACUAAGAUCACUGGUGAUGAUGCUCCUGGAGAAACCUGGCACAUGGUCUUCAGCACUGAGGGAGAGAUUCCCUACAGAGAAGGGCAGUCCGUUGGAGUAAUUCCAGAUGGUAUUGACAAGAAUGGGAAGCCUCACAAGCUAAGGUUGUACUCAAUUGCCAGUAGUGCCCUUGGUGACUUUGGAGACUCCAAAACUGUUUCUCUGUGUGUGAAACGGCUUGUGUACACCAAUGACCAAGGAGAAAUUGUUAAAGGAGUGUGUUCAAACUUUUUGUGUGACUUGAAGCCAGGGAGUGAAGUCACGGUCACAGGACCAGUUGGAAAAGAAAUGCUUAUGCCAAAAGAUCCUAAUGCGACCAUCGUCAUGCUUGCAACUGGAACUGGAAUUGCUCCUUUCAGAUCAUUCUUGUGGAAAAUGUUUUUUGAGAAGCAUGAAGACUACAAGUUCAAUGGUUUGGCAUGGCUCUUCUUGGGUGUUCCCACAGGUAGCUCACUGCUUUACAAGGAGGAAUUUGAGAAAAUGAAAGAGAAGGCCCCAGAAAACUUCAGGCUUGACUUCGCUGUCAGCAGAGAGCAAACCAAUGAGAAGGGCGAGAAGAUGUACAUUCAAACAAGAAUGGCUCAGUAUGCAGAAGAGCUAUGGGAGUUGCUCAAGAAAGACAACACCUACAUCUACAUGUGUGGUCUCAAGGGAAUGGAGAAGGGAAUUGAUGACAUCAUGGUGUCAUUGGCUGCUAAAGAUGGCAUUGACUGGACAGACUACAAGAAGAAGUUGAAGAAAGCAGAGCAAUGGAAUGUGGAAGUCUACUAAUUUCUGGUCACUUUGUACAAAUAUCUCUCUCUCUCUCCUUCUUUACUUAAAAGUUUAAACAGCAAUUCUUGAAUGAUUUCCACUGCAGUGUGUAGAUAGGUAAAGUCCUUGCAAAUUUUCUGUUUUUUUUUUCUUUUUUGCCAUAUGAAUGAAGCUGUUGUAUUAUACUAUAAUUAUGGCCCCCAAGAAUUUUAUUUCUGAGGGUCGAAUUUUACACUCUAGUGGAAGCCUGUUUCAACUUUUACA
Messenger RNA from Prunus avium (sweet cherry), 1562 nucleotides. It is a transcript of the gene FNR1, whose product is annotated as ferredoxin-NADP[+]-oxidoreductase 1. Gene Ontology annotation, molecular function: oxidoreductase activity. The record is from RefSeq and is a predicted model, not a curated record. Lineage: Eukaryota; Viridiplantae; Streptophyta; Magnoliopsida; Rosales; Rosaceae.